AUGGACAUCUUCAACCGACCGCCGGGUAUUUCAGAAGAUACGCUGCAAUACGCACUUUAUCCUUCUCCCGAUAACGCGGACAAGUCUUCCGUGACAGGUUUAGCAGCACUCAUCGAGGAAUACGUUAAGGAGCUUCUUCCGGACUUUAUCUGGCAUCGGGAUGCGUUCGAGCUCAAGGUCGUCCCAGACGACUACAAUUCAAGUAAAAAUAAGGAAAAUGAAGGGAAGUGGAUGCUCGAAGGACGUGUGCGUGUUGGAGACAGCGUCGAUGAUGAGUGGUGCGUCGUCUGGCUCUUAUGUGAGAUCAGCAAAAAGUGGGACGUUGCUGUAACUGUAUUCGACUCAGACGGCGAGUUCUUACUUAUUGAAGCUGCGGAAUACCUCCCGUCGUGGGUGACACCUAGUAACUCAGAGAAUAGAGUUUGGCUGUAUCGUGGCAACCUUCACCUUAUUCCGCUCUCAUACCAAUCGGCGUCGUCCACGAAACCGGAUCAGCAUCGUCGUCGAACUACCGGUAACGAGAGUGAUGAAGGAGAGAACUUCGCAGACGAAGAUGAUGCCGGCUGGUUAAGCGUGCAAGAUGCCUUGAAUGCUCUUAGGUCUAGCGAUCCUACUGAGGCACCGAAGGAGGUACAGAAUGCUGUGUGGAAGCGAAUCUCAAGUUAUUUGGAAAGCUACCCAGCUGCUGCUCGGCAACACAUUCACAUUACAAAAGCAUUCAUACCUGUUGAUGUUGCAAAAGCGCUUGUAAAGGAUCCAUCGUUGGUUCAGAGGGCGGUCGAGACUUUCUACACAAGAGACGCAAUUCAACUCAGAGCAGCUCACAAAAUGUCCCGUUUCCCACCUCAAACAUCUGGAUUAAGCCCUGUCCGGAUGACACGUACCGCAUAUGCACAACUAGUUGGGCAGAAGUUCCACCCUCCCAAGAUCUUCGGGCAAUUCAAAGAGCGUGAAGAGACAAAGGAAUGGAGAUGGAGGGACAUAGGCAUGAAGAUCGGAUGUGGAUUUGAGAUGCUAUAUCAAGAGACCAAGCCAAAAUCUGAUGCUUCAAGCGUUGAUGCUCAGAAAGCUUCUGUUGAAGCACGAAAAGACGCCCUGCGACGUAGACCGGAAUACAACGACUACAUUAAAAAGCUUAAAUCGAUGGGCUACUUCAAGAACGAGCUUGAAGGCUCUCAAUUAUGGAAUGAGCUAGAAGAUCGAGCGGCCGAGGUAUUCGUAAACUCAAGGCGAGACGAUGAUGCAUCUCGCCUUUCCUUCGCGACGCUCGUAAAUAAUGCCAUCGCCCAAGCAGGAGAGAAUCCGACCCUUCCUAACCUUGAGGAAGAACCCGACGAUUGGCUGAACGUAGACGCGGAGAACUUUGACGAGAAACUGGCAGAGACGAUGCGCCCGAAAGCGACUCCACCAGAAGAGAAAAAGGACGCCAUGGAUGUUGACCAACCUGACUCUACGGAGGACGCAGAGAAUCAGGCGGUGCAGGCUCAAGCAGACAAGUUGAAAAACUUGGCGAAGAAAGUAGAGAAAUUCGUAGAAGGUGAAGGUACUCUUGAAGGUGCUGUUUUUGAGGACGAGCAAAUGUCGGAAGACGACCAGUUGUCAGAAUUCAGCGAAGAGGAAUUCCCUUCUGAGUCUGAAGACGAUAAUAUGCAGCAGGUAGAAGAGACUGGGAAUGCUGCAGAGAAUGCAGCGCGAAAUGAAGCAAUGGCCAAGCUUGUUCCUGCACUCGAUCCAGGAGACUAUGGGAAAAUGCCCGCCGACUUCUAUAGCAACUCUCAACGAGUCGCUCCAGUGACAAUGGAGACCGAGGCGCGAGACGACUUAAAAACACAGUCUUUAACUUCUCCAGCAACCACAGGAAAAGGAAAGGCUGCGGCAACCGAAACUCCUCCGAAGUCCAAGCCGAUCCGACGACCAAUCUUACCUCGUGACGACUUUGACGGCGUAGACUCUGAUGACGAGACAGAUGAAGGAGUUGGGGAUGAAGAAGAAGAUGAGGAAGACCGUCCACAGGUCGUCGGUGAAAUAGAGAUUGACAUGCGCGAGGAACAAGACGAAUUCCUUGAGUUUUCGCGCACAGCUCUGGGUAUUUCUGAUGAUAUGUGGAAUGAUAUUUUGCGAGAACGGCAAGGCAGGGGCGCAUAUAUCCCUAAAGGCAUCGAGGUUAAGCAGUAUCGUCCUAAGGAACAGAAGCCAGAAGCUCUCCAGGAAAAGUUAGAUGAAGGGCCCAAGCUGCGGGAACCUCAAUCCGGCCCUCGACCAAACGUGAACCCAAACUUAGACUCAUUUGAAGCUGUCAUGGAAGCGAUGGAAGCAGAACUUCAGAAAGCGCGUCUUGCCAAGAAGCCUUUCAGUCCUGAAAAACUUUCAACUAAACCUGUUUCGAAGGGGAAAGGAAAAGAGAAAGCAGUUAACAAGGACGUGGACGAACAAAUGGACGCGGAGGAUGACGACAUUGAAGCAGCGAUGGAUGCUGAGUUGCGCGCUGCUCUGGAACGCGAGGAGGGCGAUUCGGGUGACGAGGAGCCGAUGGAUUAUGGAAUGAUUAGGAAUUUCCUAGAGAGCUUUAAGAGUCAAGCGGGUCUGGCGGGCCCAGUUAGCUCGCUGGCGGGGAGACUGGAACCUGGAUGGUUUCCCAGAGAUGAAUCCUGA
This is a messenger RNA of Fomitiporia mediterranea MF3/22, 2652 nucleotides long. Its product is annotated as SGT1-domain-containing protein. NCBI's taxonomy places the organism in Eukaryota, Fungi, Basidiomycota, Agaricomycetes, Hymenochaetales, Hymenochaetaceae. The transcript has 10 exons. The record is from RefSeq and is a predicted model, not a curated record. The coding region runs from base 1 to 2652 and encodes 883 amino acids. Gene Ontology annotation, cellular component: nucleus.